This is a messenger RNA of Candidula unifasciata, 1115 nucleotides long. The record is from the annotation of a GenBank genome assembly. Lineage: Eukaryota; Metazoa; Mollusca; Gastropoda; Stylommatophora; Geomitridae.
GGGGACCAGGCUCCAAGAAAGGUCGUUUAGUCUCCGAGCUAGUGGAAGUCUUUGAUUUUACAUUCAUUAAUGUGGAGAAGGUCAUGUUACAGAAGGUAGCAGAAGCAGCCAAUCAGUCUCCAACACUCACCAAUGAACAAGGCGAUCGUAAAGAAUCUGUGCAUGAACUGAAAAAGAUACUGGAGGAGGACCCAUCCACCAUUUCCCUGCAGUGGAUCUUGCGUGAGAUCGCAGCAUUGGUGGACGCAGACCCACAUGGGCGCUACCUGGUGGACAUGAUGCCAAACCUGAAGUAUGUCAUCCGUUCAGCAAAUUUCUCCAAGGACUGCUCAGCUCUUAUGGCGCAGUUUGAGGAAAAGUACACAAUAUCAUUCAGUAUAUACUUCUCCCUGAACAUUAACAACAAGAGCAAGAAUUCCAAGAAAGUGCAGGAGGUCGUCAAGGAGGAGAACACUGAGGAUAAAGGUGGAUUUCAGUCAGAUGAGGUGGAUUUGUCACGGACAAAGAAAAGAGCAUCUAUGUUUGAAAACAGUGUCCGGCCAUUUCUUCAAUACUUCGAUAAGUCAGAGCGGCUUGUGACGGUGGAUGUGUCGUGCCGAAAUGCAGAUGCCGUUCUCAGUCGAUUGUCUGAUUUUUUUGGUGGACUUGGUUUCCAGAACUUGAAACCACUCAGCUCUGUAGUUGUGUUCAUCUUUGAUUCUAAAGCCGUGGAUGCAGACCUGCUACAGGAGCAUGAUAUUGAGUAUGUGAAGCUGGAGAAGCAUGGCACAAGGUUAUCACUGGCAUCUUUGGAUGAUGCUGUGAGAAUGUUUGUGAACAAACUCAACCACAAGGAGCACAAGACUUACCUGGUAGACCUCAGCGCCACAAAUAUAACCAAACAGACCACAGUCGAGGUCGGCAAGUCAGUGAUAGUGUUUGUCAACGAGGCCAACAUCGAACGCUACUUCAACAUCCCAGGCUGCCAGGGCAAGUUCAAGGCAGUAUCGUCCCUGGAAAAUGCUGUCUGCGUCUUCCCGACAGACACCAACCCAGACCUGUGCAAGAAGAUCACUGUGGCAUUCAAUAACGAGAUCUCCGCAGCCAAGGGCAAGCACUCUGUUGAACUCGGAUGA